UUAAAUUUACUAAAAUCGUAAUUUUUAUGGUGCGGACUGCGGUUUAGAAUAAUGAAAUUACUAUUAAUUAUCGUUUAAUCUAUUAAAAAUAUUUUUUUUAAAUAUAGUAUGAAUAUCCAUCUCUAUUGUUAAUUUACUUUAUUGUUUUAAUACCAAUUUUUCAUCGAUCAAUGGUUUAUUUUCAAAAUUACAAAAGAUGAAAGAAAAAUGGAACUUUAUUUUAUAUCUUAUUUGGUUUUCCUAUUUGAUAAUGUCAGCGACAUUAAUGUUUGGACACGGUUUCUUGCUAUCUCGUAAAACCCUAAGUGAUGUAUCUGAAUGUGUCGGACAAGAUUUAAUUCAAUGUGACAAAAAGUCUGGUGCUUCGACAGUUUGCAGUGAAUCCGAAAGAAUUGAGCGUAUAUUGAAUAAUCCUGGGUCACCUUUAAUUUGUCCACUGGUGUCAAGGAGGGUUGUACUUAUAUUGGUUGAUGCACUUCGUUAUGAUUUCACCGAGUACAAUCCUAAUUUAGAAAACCCUUUACACUAUCAAAACCGACUGCCCGUGAUUUACAAAACUUUAAAAAAAUGGCCAGAAAAAACACGUAUAUUCCGCUUUAUGGCAGAUCCACCAACUACAACUUUUCAGAGAGUAAAGGCCUUAGUGACAGGAUCUCUGCCCACUUUUGUAGAUGCUAGCUCAAAUUUUGCAGCAAUGGAGUUACACGAAGAUAACAUAAUUGAUCAGGUAACCAAAAGUGGUGGUCAUGCAGUAUUAUUAGGAGAUGACACCUGGGCACGCUUGUUGCCUCAGAGAUGGCUAAGAUCUCAUGCCCUUUACUCGUUUCAUACUUGGGACUUGGAUACUGUUGAUACUGAAGUGGAUUCCAAAAUUUAUGAUGAACUGAAAAAGAAUGAUUGGAACAUAUUGUUAGCUCACUACUUGGGUGUAGAUCAUGCAGGUCAUAGAUACGGGCCUAAUCAUGCAGAAAUGGCUCGGAAACUUAAUGAAACAAAUUCAAGACUUGAGAAAAUUAUAGAUGUUUUGCCUUCUGAUGCAAUAAUGUAUGUUAUUGGUGAUCAUGGAAUGACUGAGACAGACACAGGGACAGGUGACCAUGGUGGGGAGACUAAGGCAGAAAGAACGGCUGCAAUGUUUGCCUACUAUAAGGGUGGGUUAGCUGGCGAUGGAGAGGAAACCACUCCAGGGAGGGAAAUACAACAAACUGAUUUGGCACCUACUGUGUGUGCUGCUUUAGCACUGCCACCGCCAGCACCAUCUUUAGGGAAUGUGUUGUUGCCAUUACUACCUCAUAUGAAGCCAUCAAACACCUUGUUGCAUCUAACUAACAAUUUAAAACAGGUGACUCAAUACUUGGUGAGAUAUGGAGAAGAGUCUCAACAAGUAUCUCUUGAUAGAUUGGCUGAGUUAAUUAAUUCUACAAGAGAUCAAAUUGAAAAGGCGUCGAAUAUAGUUUCGGAAGAGGAUCUCAAAACAUAUGUUGCAGAUGUUAGAACACUCAUGGAUAAUAUUCGCGCCAUCUUUCGUGAAGUGUGGGUCGAGUUUGACUCGUUGGCCAUGUUGAGGGCUCUUCUAUUACUGUUACUAGCCAUAUUUUUCAAUUGGAUUAUUGCUGACGGCAUUUCUAUAGAUCGCAUUCCUCAUGUAUUCUCAAGUUCAUUUGUGCCUACCGGGUUAAUAUCCAUGGCGAUAUGUAUAUCUUUAUGCUACAUGGGCCAUUAUUGGCAGCUAUUCACAGACUUAGAGAGUGCAAUAAUUUUAACGACUGGUUUAAUAUCUGGUGCGGUCACUGGUGCUCUUGUUAUAUUGCACUGGGAUGGAAUUUCGCAGAAAUGGUAUGAGAACCGCACGCCGUUCUAUGAGCGCUUCGCUCGUACUGUUUUAUUCGGUUCAGCUGCGGUUUUGGCAUCAAAUAGUUAUAUCAUAGAGGAGGGUGCCGUUUUAUCGUAUUUAUCGUUGAGCGUUAUAGGACUUAUAGCGUGGAAUAUUGGUAGCUUAAAAGCUUUAGGGUUGUGGGCUGGUUGUGGGUUAGUUUUCGCGUUAACGAGGCCUUAUAGGGGUUGCAGAGAGGAGCAAGGGGACUGUUGGACAGCGGGCGAUAAUUUGAACAGUGGACAAGCGUCUAGGGCGGCGUUGGUGAUUGCGUUGGGUUCGGUGGCAACUGUAGUUGCGGUUGCUAGGCGACAGGUUUCUUGGAGGGGGUACGGGAUAGUGAUUGCGGGUAUCUUCACGUGUGCGCAUUGGGCGGUUGGCUGGGGUUCUUUAGGAUCGCCUAAUAGAUCUAGGCUGCUUGCACGUGUUGCAUGGCUCUUCAUCGCUGCUAUGUUCGGUCUGUUAUUGAAAAAAGACCGCAAUGGACCGGUGACUCCACUCAUAGUCUGUGGCUUGUUGUUCUAUUUAGCCAAUUGUUUGGUCCUGGGAGCGUCUUACGCGCCUACGGCUGCGCUGGCGUUGCUAUCCGGCUUUUUGAUACUUAACAUGGUGUCAUUGAUGAAGAACGAUGGAUCGUCAAAAUCCUCUUUAUCGUCCCGAAGUAGUUCUACUUUGGCGUGUUUAUGGGCGCUGGUAGCUUCAUACAAUUUCUAUGGUUCGGGACACCACCCAACCUUAAGCCAUAUCAGCUGGACGCCGGUGUUUCACGCUGGUGACCCCAACUACAGCGCAUUUGGCCCAGUCAUCUCCUUCAUACUACUGAUAUUGAAUUUGUUUGGAAUGCCGAUGAUGUUUGGUGCAACAGUUCCACUUUUGGCGUUGUGGGGAAAGAAUGGAGCGAUGGGACCGAGAUCACAAUUAGCUUCCGUCUUCUCGCUGUGCCUCAAAUAUUCAUUGUGUUUUGCUAUACGAGUAUUAGCGUGUGCUUUAUCAGCAACGAUACACUGCCGACAUCUCAUGAUAUGGGGCGUAUUUACACCCAAGCUUAUUUUUGAAUAUGGCGCCUGUGGUGCUGCCCUUUUUGGCUCACUUAUCGGCGCCGCGCUCACGGCCUGGCAUCUAUCACCAAAUAAAUCUAGUUGACACAAAUCAUAGACUGAUUUUAGUUAUUAUUUUGUUACGAAUUUAUCUGGUUCAAAAUUUUUAUCAAAUGUAGACUUUUUGUUGGGUUUUAAGUAGAAAUUAAAUUCUGGAAUGGUUAUUUGUGGCGCAUGUCAUGUCUAAAUUAUGAAUGUAACUCCAAUCUUAUUUCACAUCACUAAUGAAAGUACUGAGAUUAUAACUAACUAUAGAUGUGUUUCUGAAUAAGGGUCCAUUUAAUUUAUGGAUAACGUUUCAAGAUUGUUUAAUAUUCAUAUUAAUAUAAAUUUUUAGAAAAAGCACAAUAAUAGAUAUAUCUAAACAUGGAUGUUGCUUUCAAGUAAGUUCGCAUUUAUUACACGACUUCUAUAUCUUUUACUCAUAACUAUUUCUGGCCUGAAAAUUCAGUAAACUUCGUACGAAUUCUCAGUUUGUGUUUCAAAGAAUGGGCCGUUAGAAUAAAUAGAAGUCAAUCGCCAAAGUAUUAGUGUGUAGAUGAACAAGUUGUGAGAUUAUGUUUGGAAUUUGUUAGAGAUUAUCGGAAUGUUUAUUAAAGUCUAGUAGGUACUAGUUAUGAAAGGGUAGUAUUUUGCAAUAGAAUUUUUUAUGUAUCAGGGAGCGUUCAAGUAUUACGUCACGCAAUUUUUACAGAUUAUUGAC
This is a messenger RNA of Pieris napi, 3673 nucleotides long. RefSeq names its product GPI ethanolamine phosphate transferase 3 (gene PIG-O). Gene Ontology annotation, cellular component: endoplasmic reticulum membrane. The record is from RefSeq and is a predicted model, not a curated record. The transcript has 10 exons. Lineage: Eukaryota; Metazoa; Arthropoda; Insecta; Lepidoptera; Pieridae. Gene Ontology annotation, molecular function: mannose-ethanolamine phosphotransferase activity. Bases 197 to 3016 code for a protein of 939 amino acids. Gene Ontology annotation, biological process: GPI anchor biosynthetic process.